Molecule: messenger RNA, 2535 nt
Organism: Opisthocomus hoazin
Lineage: Eukaryota; Metazoa; Chordata; Aves; Opisthocomiformes; Opisthocomidae
Source: RefSeq, a predicted model, not a curated record
AUGGCCGUGGCUCCAGAGACCGAGCCCGCUGGGAAGGAGAAAACCACCCCGAGACCUGGAGCGCCAGGGCCGGGCGUGCUGGCGGAAGGGACGCUGUCUGUCGUCGUCUCCGGCUGCAACACCUCUGCCUCCACCCCAGCUACUUUUACUCUGAACAGAGUGUGCUUUCCCACGUCUCAGGCCCCUGCUAUGCAAAAAAUGCCCCUGUCCUUUCAGGCCGGGGCGGUUCUGAGCCCGAGCCAGUCGCUGGUGUACAUCCCACCCCCCCGCUGCGGGCAGUCCCCUCCGCAGCUCGAGCGUGAGAUGGUCUCCUCUCCGGAGUGCAGCGAGAUGCCGCUCGAUCUCUCCUCCAAGUCCAAUCGUCAGAAACUGCCUCCGCCCAGUCAGCGCAAGACACCUCCUAUGCCCAUCCUGACGCCCGUGCACACCAGCGGCAAGGCGCUUCUCACCACGGUCCUCUCCAAGUCCCAGCGCGCGGCCCAGGCUGCGGGCAGCAGCGUCACCUCGUGCCUCGGCAGCACCACCCCUCCCUUGGUCAUCUUCCCUGAGUUCCUGCGCAACGGCGAGCAGGGCUCCUGGGUGAAGAACACCACGCUCAUCAGCACCAUUCCGGGCACCUACGUCGGCGUCGCCAACCCGGUGCCUGCCUCGCUGCUGCUCAGCAAGGACCCCGGAGUGAGCUUCAGCAGGGACCCGCGCCACCUUCCCAAGCAGGAGCCCAUUUCCAUCAUCGAUCAGGGGGACCCUCGCAGCGCCGGGGUUCCCUGUGGGAAGAAAGCCAGCCAGGUCAGCACAGAAGGACAGCAGGAUCCUGCCAGGAGACUUCUUCAUGGCAGAGUUGCUCCAGGAGCUCCUCUGUGUCAGUCCAAGGACAUCUCCACCUGGAAUCCCGGCCAGGGAAGCGUGUACCCACGAUGCCCCGUGAAUGGGAAACCUUCCAAUCCUCAGCUUCUGCCUCUCGGCUGGUCUCCUUAUCAUCAGACCCCCCUGCUUUCCAUUGGCAUCUCCACGACGGGGCAGCUGCCCCCAAACCCCAGCAGCUCCUGCAAGCCAGCUGGUGCCGGCGAGCUCCCGACAUUCCCGAGCUGGCGAAAACACCAUGACAAUCCUCACGAACUCGGCAGGCGAGAAGGCCGAACCGGCCUGGGCUCGGUGAAGGAUCACAACAGCCUCAGGGUAAAGCGUAAGCGCAGGAGGCCGGCGAAGACGGAGUUCCCAUCUCCGGCACGCCGCGGGGACAGCCACGAGGAAGGUUACCUGGAGAAGAAGCCCAAGAACAACUUUCGGGAUUUCAUUCCGGUGGUGCUGAGCAGCCGGACGCGCAGUCAGUCGGGAAGCAUCGCUGGCUCUUCUGCUGGUGUGACGGGAGAGUGUGAUGUGACUGGUCAAGAGAUUUUACCGUUGCUGGAGGAGGAUCAGGAAGAAGAGGAGGAGGAAGAGGAGGAGGAGACAUCCUUGAAACGUCGCAAGCUGCGAAAAUCCCACAGGACAUCGCGCUAUCACAGUCGCAGGGCCAGGGACAGGUCUCUGUCCGAGAGGAGCGGCUGUUACACAAGGAGGACCCGGGAGCUGCCCUGGAGAGUGGAAUCGCCCAGGCAGCUGUGGGAGCCCAACGAGGAGGAAGAAGAUGACAGCCACAUCAAAAGGAAGAAAAGGAGACGACAGAAAAGUCGGAAAUACCAGACAGGAGAAUAUUUGACUGAGCGAGAGGAGGAGCGGGUGGGCUACCCCCACAGGAGGCGAAAAUCCAAAGCAGAUUUUAGGUACCGGAAGCAGAAGGAGUCCGUGCAGGGUAAAGGCACAGAGCUGCGGCUGAGGAGCCGGCUUUCCCCAUCCCCCCGAAAAUCUCAAGGACACCCAGACUUUCGGAAUGGCUUCUUCCUGGAGCACUCUGACAGCUCUCCCAUCCAAGAAGAGCUGGAGAAACCAUCAGGAAAACGCAAAUGUAAAACCAAGCACCUGGCAGGGAUCUGUGACGAGGGGAAGGACGUGGUGCUGUACUGCCUGCAGAAGAAGAGCAGUGACGUGAACCAUCGUGACAACGCUGGCUACACGGCACUGCACGAAGCCUGUGCGCGAGGCUGGAUCGACAUCCUCCACAUUCUGCUGGAGCACGGCGCCAACGUGAACUGCAGCGCGCAGGACGGCACAAGGCCUGUCCACGAUGCAGUAGCAAAUGACAACCUGGAAACCAUGUGGCUUCUACUCUCCUAUGGUGCUGAUCCCACUCUGGCCACUUACUCUGGGCAGACAGCAGUGAAGCUUGCCACCAGCGAAGUGAUGAAGCGCUUCCUCUGCGAUUACCUUUCGGAUCUCGAGGGGCGCGCUGACGGGGAUCCUCGAACAGCGUGGGACUUCUACAGCAGCUCUGUGCUCGAGGGGAAGGACAGCAUUGGAUGCGAUCUUCUGCUCAACCCUCCAGGAAGUUCAGACCAGGAGGAAGAGGAGCAAGACGCAGACAACUUCAUGUUCGAGUUCUCGGACAAGCCGCUGCUUCCCAGCUACAACCUCCAAGUGUCAGUCUCCCGGGGGUGA